Molecule: messenger RNA, 1240 nt
Organism: Gryllus bimaculatus (two-spotted cricket)
Lineage: Eukaryota; Metazoa; Arthropoda; Insecta; Orthoptera; Gryllidae
Source: the annotation of a GenBank genome assembly
ACUCACACUCUUCCUUCAUGUAUUCCUUCACGUAGUAAUUCACAGGCACGAGGUCAAAUUUGUGCACUACUGAGAAACGAACUCAAAUCAAUUAAAGAGGCAGGGACAUGGAAAUCAGAGUACUUCAUUAAAUCACCUCAAGGAGUUAAAAUUUCUGUUGAGCCCAAUCGUGAAGUGCUAAAUUUUUGUGCUAAUAAUUAUUUAGGAUUGUCAAGUCAUCCUGCUGUGGUAAAAGCAGCACAAGUAGCAAUCGAGAACUAUGGAGCUGGUUUGAGUUCUGUUCGUUUCAUUUGUGGAACUCAAGAACUUGAAAAUAAAAUAGCAAAAUUUCAUGAUAGGGAAGAUGCAAUUUUAUAUCCAAGCUGUUUUGAUGCCAAUGCAGCUUUAUUUGAAGUAGUUCUCAGCAAUGAAGAUGCAGUAUUCUCAGAUGAACUUAACCAUGCCUCAAUUAUUGAUGGAAUACGGCUUUGUAGAGCAAAAAAGAUCCGUUACAGCCAUCGCCACAUGAAAGAUUUAGAAGAGAAAUUAAUUAGUACUGAUGCUCGAAUAAAACUCAUAGCUACAGAUGGAGUGUUUUCAAUGGAUGGUAAUGUGGCUCCUCUACCAGAAAUUCUUAAUUUAGCAAGAAAAUAUAAUGCAAUAACAUUUGUUGAUGACUGCCAUGCCACUGGCUUCUUUGGUAAAUCUGGAAGGGGCACUGAAGAAUUCUUUGAGAUGUUAGGUGCUGUUGAUAUUAUAAAUUCAACUCUAGGCAAAGCAGUUGGCGGAGCAUCAGGUGGCUACACAACUGGGCCAAAAGAAGUAAUAGAACUUCUGCGACAACGAGGACGUCCAUAUCUAUUUUCAAAUGCUCUUCCGCCUCCAGUUGUUGCAGCAGGGAUUAAAGCCUUGGAUAUAAUUCAAAAUGACAAGAGUUUUGUGACAAACAUACAGAAAAAUACAAAAAUGUUUCGUCUCAUGAUGACCAAGUUAGGUUUCACAAUAGCUGGAGAAAAUCAUCCUAUAUGCCCUGUAAUGUUGGGAGAUGCAAGACUUGCCAAUACAUUUGCUUCAGAGAUGCUCGAGGAAGGCAUUUAUGUAAUCGGCUUCAGCUACCCAGUUGUGCCAAAAAAUAAAGCAAGAAUACGUGUUCAGAUAUCAGCUGCCCAUUCUGAAGACGACAUACAUUGUGCUGUGAAUGCAUUUUCAAAAAUAGGCAAGAAAUUGAAUGUUAUACCUUAAGAAUUGACUUCAUGAUGGG